Heteronotia binoei (common prickly gecko) is the source of this 447-nucleotide messenger RNA. Its product is annotated as feather keratin 4-like. The transcript has a single exon. NCBI's taxonomy places the organism in Eukaryota, Metazoa, Chordata, Lepidosauria, Squamata, Gekkonidae. Bases 1 to 447 code for a protein of 148 amino acids. Gene Ontology annotation, cellular component: intermediate filament. Gene Ontology annotation, molecular function: structural constituent of cytoskeleton. The record is from RefSeq and is a predicted model, not a curated record.
AUGGCUUACUGUGGACCAUCUUACGCCAUUCCUUCCUGUGCCUCCUCUCCAGUUGUCGGCUUUGGAUCGGCAGGUCUCGGCUACGGUGGCCUCCACUACGGCUUUGAAUCCGGGGUGCCCUCCGCUAGUCUUGGCACCCUUGCAGGGGUCGAGCCUUCCUGCAUCAACCAGAUCCCACCCGCAGAAGUUGUUAUCCAGCCACCUCCCGUGGUCAUGACCCUCCCCGGACCCAUCCUCUCUGCUACCGGGGAACCAGUGGCCGUGGGGGGCAACACUCCAUGUGCUAUUAGCUAUGGUGGAUCCGUCAUUGGGUCUGGUGGUCUUGGGGGUGGUGCUCUUGGGGCUGGGUUUCUUGGGUCUGGUUCUCUUGGGCGCCGUUACGGCUUUGGUGGCAGGAGUGGUGUCCUCGUUGGGCGUCGCGGAAGCACCUGCUUGCCGUGUAAUUAA